AUGUUUCACCUCAACCUAUCCUUGAAGGCAAUUCUGCCACUCCUUGCCCUCUCAGGGCUAAGCAAAUGCGAAUCUCCAUCCAGUAGAGCUCCUCAAAUCCAUCGAAAGACAAAUUUGCUAAUAUUACCUACAGUUCCAACACGCUUCGGCUAUGUCCUCUUCCCUGGCUUUGAGGCUCUUGACAUGUUCGGGUCUAUCGACGCCCUAAACCACCUCCAAGAGCUACACUACAUGAACCUGACUCUCAUUGCGGCAACUCUGGAUCCGGUUUACACCAACAGACUGCCGUGGUAUACCACUUCAGCAAAUUCCACGUUCGGAGAAGCAGUUCUUCCAACCCACACAUUCGCCACUGCCCCUCCCCUGGACGUCUUGGUAAUCCCAGGCGGAAACGGGUUACGUGCGCCUGCUCCCAUCCUCAAUUCUGCUAUCGACUUCGUCAGGGACCGCUAUCCUACGCUACAGUAUCUCCUCACGGUAUGCAACGGUGCUGGGUUAGCCGCUCGGGCGGGCGUCUUAGAUGGUAAGUCCGCGACUACCAACAAACUAGCUUGGGUGGAAACGGUAGCGUUAGGUCCCAAGGUUAACUGGAUUGCACAUGCGAGGUGGGUUACGGAUGGGAAUAUUUGGACGUCUGCAGGUGUUAGUGCUGGGAUAGACUUGAUGAUUGCCUUCAUUGGACAUGUCUGGGGGCAAGAUUUGGCGCAGAAGUUGGCGAUUGGUAUGGAGUAUACCGCAGCGAAAGACUCGUCGGAUGAUCCGUUUGCGGCGUUGUAUAAUUUGACAGAUGUGCCUGCUCAUUAUUAG
Venustampulla echinocandica is the source of this 807-nucleotide messenger RNA. Its product is annotated as Class I glutamine amidotransferase-like protein. Lineage: Eukaryota; Fungi; Ascomycota; Leotiomycetes; Helotiales; Pleuroascaceae. Bases 1 to 807 code for a protein of 268 amino acids. The transcript has a single exon. The record is from RefSeq and is a predicted model, not a curated record.